Molecule: messenger RNA, 2041 nt
Organism: Leptopilina heterotoma
Lineage: Eukaryota; Metazoa; Arthropoda; Insecta; Hymenoptera; Figitidae
Gene: Trhn
Product: tryptophan 5-hydroxylase 1
Exons: 11
Coding region: 143-1723 (526 amino acids)
Biological process (GO): aromatic amino acid metabolic process; serotonin biosynthetic process
Cellular component (GO): neuron projection
Molecular function (GO): tryptophan 5-monooxygenase activity; iron ion binding
Source: RefSeq, a predicted model, not a curated record
CCCUCAACAAGUGGUUUUUCCCUGUUUCUUUCCUUUGAAAGAAUUUCCUCAAAAUUUCCAUUAAUCUUUUGAAAAUAAAAAAAAAGUACUUUUUUCCUUUUUUUCUAAAGUGUCUUUUGUGAAAUUUUUUUUUUUUUGAAAAAUGAGUGGUUCCGGAAAAGGUCUUUUGGGAAUGUGGUUGUACAGAAGAGGCGAGGAGUGGACAAUUAAAGAAGGUAGUCCUAUUCAUAAACCGCGAAAUAUUACUCACUUGGAGAAAGGAAAUGAAACAAAAAAUUCCGUUGUCUUCUCCCUGAAGAAUCAAGUCGGCGGCUUAGCUCGUGCUUUGCAAGUGUUUCAAGAUCUUGGCGUAAAUGUGGUACAUAUUGAAUCGAGAAAAUCUGCGAGAAGAGGAUCGGAGUAUGAAAUUUUGGUAGACGUUGAAUGUGACUCGAGAAAAAUGGAACAAUUAACGAGAAUGUUGAGUCGUGAGGUAGCGGCGAUAAAUCUUUCGCAAUAUGAAGAAACUGGAACCGUUCCUCAUUCUCCGCACGCUCCCAUGCUCUCGGCAGCUCCCAGUUUUGAUUUCAGUGAAGUGAAUAUGCAAUGGUUUCCAAGGAAAAUUGCCGAUCUUGACAAUGCUCAAAAAGUUCUUAUGUACGGUUCUGAACUUGAUGCUGAUCAUCCCGGCUUCAAAGAUCCCGUUUAUCGCAAGCGACGUGAACAAUUUGCUGAUAUUGCUAAUAAUUACAGGCAUGGACAACCAAUUCCCAGGAUUCAAUACACACAAGAAGAAAUAAAAACUUGGGGAGUAAUAUUUCGCGAAUUACAUCAGUUGUAUUUGAAAUUUGCCUGCAAAGAAUAUCUCGAUAAUUGGCCAAAAUUGGAAAAAUAUUGUGGUUACAGAGAAGACAAUAUUCCUCAACUGCAAGAUGUGAGCUCUUUUCUAAAAAGAAUGACGGGCUUUCAGUUACGACCUGUUGCUGGUUAUUUAUCGCCACGAGACUUUUUAUCUGGACUUGCAUUUCGUGUCUUUCAUUGCACUCAAUAUAUUCGCCACUCAUCUGAUCCAUUUUACACUCCUGAGCCGGAUUGUUGCCACGAGCUUUUGGGUCACAUGCCUUUGUUGGCAAACCCCAGUUUUGCUCAGUUUUCACAAGAACUCGGUCUCGCUUCUCUUGGAGCCUCCGACGAGGACAUUGAUAAAUUGGCCACAUUAUAUUUUUUCACCGUUGAAUUCGGUUUAUGCAAACAAGACGGAAUUCUUCGUGUAUACGGAGCUGGUCUCUUGUCAUCAGUUGCUGAAUUAAGACACGCGGUGACUGCGCCGGAAAAAACUUUUAGAUUUGAUCCGGAAGUAACUUGUAAACAAGAAUGUAUUAUAACGGCCUUUCAGAAUGCCUAUUACUACACAGACAGUAUUGAGGAGGCAAAAGAAAAAAUGAGAGAGUUUGCUAAUCAAAUUCAACGUCCAUUUGGUCUGCGCUACAAUCCAUAUACACAAUCAGUUGAUGUUUUAACGGAUGCACAAAAAAUUACCGCACUUGUCAGCGAAUUACGCGGUGAAUUCUGUAUUGUUUCCAAUGCUCUUCGUAAAAUUCAGGAACAAGACGACACUGUUGAUAUUGAAAGUAUCACCAAUUUUUUGACCCAUGGAAUUGAUAUUCCCGCAGAGAGUUCAUCAGAAAGUGACGAUGACAAAAGUCCCAAUGAGAGAAUGAAGAAUAAAAAUCCAGAGGACUAAAGAAUUUUCUUCAAAUAAUUCUACUGCGAGGAACCUAACACUUUUUUCCUGCAACUAAGUCUAUUAGUAAAUAUAUUACAUGAAAUAAAUAGAGAUAUUUAAUUACUAUAGUCACUAUUAUGUAUAUUAUAAUUUUAAAUUAAACGUUUUAAACAACUCUAUUUGUAAAUGCAACAAGUGCAUGAAGAUUUUAUUUCUAUAUAUAAAAAAGUGUUACCGGGAUUUAGAAUUUAUCCAAUUAGAGUUGUUUUAUCAAGUAUAAAAUAAUGAUAAUGUUAAAUAUUCAUCAAGUUUAAAGUUUAAUUGUAAAUAUUUCUU